CCAGAUACCGCAGGCUGGGGAGGGGAGAGGCGGGGCGGGUUGGCCGGGGCCGGGCCGGAGGCGGUGGCGCUGUGGCCCGCCCAUCGCCUCACGUCUCCUCCCCGGGCGGGCGGCCGUUGGAGGCGGCGCCGGGGCUGGCCGGGCCCGCCAUGCCGAAGCGCUCCUGCCCCUUCGGGGAGGCGGCCCCGCUCCAGCUGAAAACCCGCGUAGGGCUGCGGGAGUUGAGCCGCGGCGUGCGGGGCGAGGAGUACCGCCGGGAGGUCUUCGAGAGGACCCGGCGGCUGCUCUUCAGGGGGGCCCAGGCAUACAUGGAGGGCGCCUGGCCCGCCGGCCCCGCCGCCACCUGCGCCGUCAGCCGCUCGCCGGAGCCGGCCGCGGAGGCGCCGGAGAGCGGCGCGGGUCGCGGCUGGAGCGGGCAACUACUCAUCGGCCACGACGGGAAGCUGCUGAGGCGCCCCGUCGCCACCGGGAAGGCCCCCCCCGUGGGAGUUUCCAAAGCCUGCUCGUCCUGUGUCAGAACGGCCGAUGUGAAGGAAGCCUGUACGCAGUGCGAGCGGUUCGUCUGUCAGAGCUGCAGCAGGCUCUGUGGCUGCUGUAACGCCGUUACCUGUUCUCUGUGCUCCACUAUUGAUUAUGGUGAUGUGGGAGAGCAAGUUCUCUGCAAUGGUUGUUCCAUAUUUCAAGUCUGAAACUUGAUGGCUAGGAUGUCCAUAAAUUUCAUGAAUUCUCCUCCUUACGCCUGGUCAAUUAAUCCUUUUAGCAUGUGAAAUUAUUAUGGAAUUUCUAUGUUUUAUAUCUUUAUAUUGUACUUUUUAAUAUUGUAGCUAAAUAAACUUUUAUAUUUUGAGGA
Molecule: messenger RNA, 850 nt
Organism: Chroicocephalus ridibundus (black-headed gull)
Lineage: Eukaryota; Metazoa; Chordata; Aves; Charadriiformes; Laridae
Gene: SIVA1
Product: SIVA1 apoptosis inducing factor
Exons: 4
Coding region: 150-689 (179 amino acids)
Biological process (GO): extrinsic apoptotic signaling pathway
Molecular function (GO): CD27 receptor binding
Source: RefSeq, a predicted model, not a curated record